CAACAAACCUUUGACAAAAAUGAAAUUCAACUUUCCUCGUCUUUAAUUUCCUUACCAUGGAUUUUUCACAUUAACCCAGUUUAUCAAGGUUUAGAUAUAUGCUUACCUUAACAACCGAUUUUAAUUGCCUUGAUUAAGUAAUCAGGAUCAUUGGUUUUCCAAGCCCUGUUUCUUUGAGACCUGAGUCGUAAGAGCUUACCAAUGGAAACUCAGACGGAGAAGGUCUAUGUUGCAGUUGGAAACGAUAUACAAGAUGGAUUUAAGACCUUGGCUUGGACACUAAGAAGGUGGAAUUCUCAAGCAAUCUCCAUAGUCCUCCUCCAUGUUGCUUACAACAUUUCCAAGGACUUUGUUUACACACCAUUUGGAAAGCUUCCGGUAAGCGCGGUGAGUGAAGAGAAGCUGGAAGUCUUGAGGAAGUAUGAGCAAGAGAAGACAGACAAGUUACUGUCCAAGUAUAUAGCUUUCUGUGGCAAGGUAAAAACUGAGAUAUUGAAAGUUGAGAAAUAUGAUGAACCUAUCCACAAGCUCAUAGUAGAUUUGAUGUCAGGACUCAGAAUUGGGAAGCUUGUCAUGGGAAUGACAUUCAUGAAAUCCUCAUCAUGGAGAUCAAGGAGUGCAAUAAGUGGGUCAUUCUAUGUUCAUCAGUACAAACCCCUUUUUUGCGAGCUUUACAUUAUCUGUGGGGGGAAAUUGGUGGUCCUCAAGGGAAAUAUCGAUGAAGGGUUCAUGGAGGAUGAUCAAGGAAUCAUGGUUGCAAAAAUAGGAGAAAAGCCAAGUCUUAGAAAUUUGUUAGGAAAAAUCUUCAGUGAAAAUUCCUCUAGCAGACGGCAAAAAUGUUCCUGUCCUCCGCCAUCAAAUCAGGAUUCACCAAAGAACCAGUGGGAAGAUAAUGUGAAAGAGCUUGACAACUAUUUCCAGCAUUUAUUGUCUUUAAAUUUGGAUGAGGAGAAUGAUCAUCUGUUGCAAACUAAUCCAGUGGAGCCAGACUCACAAGAAAACACAAAUUCCAACAUGAAUGCUGAAGAAAAAAUGGAAACUCUGCAAAGUAAAAUAGAUGAAGCUCAUGAGACUAUUCAGUUGAAGAGGAAAGAAGCUAAGGCUAAUGCUGAAAGACAUGCAAAAGCUGAAUGGGCUAUAAUCUUAUGCAAUACCCGGGCUGAGGAACUUGAAACUCAGAUAAAAGAAGAGGUCACCAAGCGGUUGGAAAUAAGAAGAAUUUUGGACAUUGAAAAAGAACAACUUCAUGAAGUUAUCAGAGAUGUGGAAGAGAGCAAAAACAGGCUAAAUUCACUCAUGGAACUCCAAGCUGAGCUAUCAAGCAAACUCCAGAUAUCAAGUAUGGCAAGGGCACAUGCCGAGGCUCAGCUAGAAAAGGCUGUAGUUACAAGAGCAGAGAUGGUAAGGGAAAUUGAGGAGUUGAGGCGACAAAGAGAUGUUCUUCAACGUAGAAUUGAGUUCUGUAGAGAAAAAGAUGCACUCGGGAUGGUUGCAAGGUUGACUGAAUUAAGCUGCAGCUACAGAGAGUACACAGCUGAGGACAUCAGGUUGGCGACUGAUGGUUUUUCGGAGCGUUUGAGGUUGAAAUCAGGAGGGGAUUGGUUGAAUGUAUAUCGAGGACGAAUCAAUCAUUCAACAGUUGCAAUCAAGACACUCGUUUCUGCUAAUAGAUUGUCUCAACAAGAUUUUCAAGCUAAGGUGAGGCUUCUUAACGACAUCCGACAUCCGCAUUUGGUCGCCAUGAUGGGUUUCUGCUCCGAGCUACAAUGCAUAAUCUAUGAAUACAUGCAUAAUGGUAGCUUGAGAGACAUUUUAUUUGCCUCCCAAAGAAACUGUAGGAAAACGAACAGAAACAGGGUCCUUGGGUGGCAUGACCGGAUCCGUAUAGCCCACGAGGUUUGCUCUGGCUUGGCCUUCCUGCACUUGGCUGAGCCCAGGCCUAUUGUUCAUGGUCAACUCACCCCGUCCAACAUCCUCCUGGACCGUAAUCUUGUUGCAAAGAUUAGUGGUUAUGGCAUGACUCAGCACCAUGAUCAGUAUGAUCUGAGAUCAGAUAUUCGGGCUCUCGGGGUUUUAUUGAUGCACAUGUUAACUGGGAGAAAUUGGGCCGGGCUGAUUGAAGAUGACAUGAUGAUCCAGGGGGCGGCCCUUGCUCGCGUUUUGGAUGAGAAGGCAGGGAAAUGGCCCUUGGAUUUGGCAGUGGAGCUUGCAGGGAUAUCCAUGAAAUGCUUAUCUGUUAGCCGUGGGCUCAACACAGAUUUGCAGAUUGCAACUGUGAUGAAAGAGUUAGACGAGCUGAAAAAGAAAGCUGAUGAGCUGGUGGCUAGAGGAGGACUUGAAGUGGUGAGCAAGGAAAAUGUAGGCAUAGAAGAUUCAAGUGAUGUACCAGGUGUUUUCCUCUGCCCCAUAUUCCAGGAAGUGAUGAAAAAUCCACAUGUGGCAGCUGAUGGUUUUUCAUACGAAUUGGAAGCCAUAGACGAAUGGUUCAAGUUGGGGCAUGAUACAUCUCCCAUGACAAAUUUGAGUCUUAAGCACAAAUUCCUGACCCCAAAUCACACCCUCCGUUGCCUCAUACAAGAAUGGCAGAAUAAGGGAUCAAAUUUGCCUUGUUGAUAUAAAAACAUUAUUGUCUUUACUUUGCAGAUUUGAAGAUUUACAUUCGGGUUUCCUCA
Messenger RNA from Theobroma cacao (cacao), 2672 nucleotides. Its product is annotated as U-box domain-containing protein kinase family protein. Gene Ontology annotation, molecular function: protein kinase activity; ubiquitin-protein transferase activity; ATP binding. Gene Ontology annotation, biological process: protein phosphorylation; protein ubiquitination. The record is from RefSeq and is a predicted model, not a curated record. Lineage: Eukaryota; Viridiplantae; Streptophyta; Magnoliopsida; Malvales; Malvaceae.